Impatiens glandulifera is the source of this 1722-nucleotide messenger RNA. RefSeq names its product hydroxymethylglutaryl-CoA lyase, mitochondrial. The coding region runs from base 280 to 1566 and encodes 428 amino acids. The transcript has 9 exons. The record is from RefSeq and is a predicted model, not a curated record. Gene Ontology annotation, biological process: L-leucine catabolic process; ketone body biosynthetic process. Gene Ontology annotation, molecular function: hydroxymethylglutaryl-CoA lyase activity. Gene Ontology annotation, cellular component: mitochondrion. Lineage: Eukaryota; Viridiplantae; Streptophyta; Magnoliopsida; Ericales; Balsaminaceae.
UUUUUAUGUGUAGAAUGCGUGUGUCUGACUCCAACAAUAACGAAGAAGCUAUCCGUCGGUCACGUUUCUGUCACCUUCUCUUCCCACCCACCACAUACUUCUCUUUCCAUUUCAUUCCUUCCUUUUCCCUCGCCCCCCACCCGCCCGCGUAUCUAUCUAUAUAUUGAUUCAAGAAGAAUUUAGGUUUUCUUCUUUCCAUUUCAGGAACCAUUCACCUACUUCUUCUUCAGACUUCUCUGCUCAAUUUUCCAGCUUUUUCCUGCUUUAAACUCAUCUACAAUGUCAAGCUUAGAAGAGCCGUUGAGUUUGGACAAAGUGCCCACCAUGAGUACCAUUGCUCAAUUCCGGAGGUUCUCAUCCAGUGCUUGUGGGCCUAGAGGAGAUGAUAUGGGAAUGGGAAAUUGCUGGAUUGAUGGGAGAAGUUGCAGCUCAUCCAACAGCUGUGAAGAGGAUUUUGAAGAAUAUGAUGGAGAAAGAUUUUCAUGGAAAAAACAAACAAAUAAUGGUACGUCCAAGAGAAGGCCUUCGAGCAGCAGAAAUAAUGGUGUUUUUGGAAGUGUUUGUGAUUCACGGUAUUUGAAUGAUCAGUCAUAUACCUCUUACCAGAAUGGCAAAGGUGCAAGGGACACGGAUAAUAGGAUCUUUAGAGGUAUACCUAAAUAUGUAAAAAUAGUUGAAGUUGGUCCCAGGGAUGGAUUGCAGAAUGAGAAGAACAUUGUACCUGCAGAAGUGAAGGUAGAAUUGAUUCAUAGGCUGGUUGCUUCUGGGUUGUCUGUUGUUGAGGCCACUAGUUUUGUCUCACCAAAGUGGGUACCCCAGCUUGCAGAUGCAAAAGAGGUGAUGGAAGCUGUGAAACAUUUGGUGAAUGUUAAACUACCUGUAUUAACACCUAAUCUAAAAGGUUUCGAAGCAGCAAUUGCUGCUGGGGCAAAAGAAAUAGCUGUUUUUGCAUCUGCUUCUGAGUCCUUCUCAAAGUCAAAUAUUAACUGUACUAUUGAAGAGAGUCUUGACCGUUAUCGUGCUGUUACUCAGGCUGCCAAAAAACACUCUAUACCAGUCCGCGGGUAUGUGUCAUGUGUGGUUGGCUGUCCAGUGGAGGGAGCAAUUCCUCCUUCAAAAGUAGCUUAUGUAGCAAAACAACUUUAUGAUAUGGGAUGCUUUGAAAUCUCCCUUGGUGACACAAUAGGAGUUGGAACACCUGGCACAGUUGUUCCGAUGCUAGAAGCUGUAAUGGCUGUUGUUCCGGUUGAGAAACUUGCAGUCCACUUUCAUGACACUUAUGCGCAGUCUCUUCCAAAUAUCUUGGUUUCACUUCAAAUGGGGAUUGGUGUGAUCGACUCAUCUAUUGCUGGUCUGGGUGGCUGCCCGUAUGCAAAGGGAGCCUCGGGUAAUGUCGCCACAGAGGAUGUAGUUUACAUGCUUCAUGGGCUUGGUCUGAAGACUAAUGUUGACUUGGGAAUACUCUUAUCAGCUGGGGAGUUCAUCAACAAAUACUUGGGUCGCAGUUCUGGUUCCAAGACAGCCAUUGCUUUAAGUCGGUUGACAAAUGAUACAUCAAAAAUAUGAUAGGAAGACCAUUUAAUGCCAAUUUCUUGUACAAUAUAAUUAAUAAAGAAAACUGGAAACUCAUGUUUGUUUCAGGAUCACCAAUCUGGAGUAUAAGAAUUCAAACUCAUUUUUCUGGCAAUAAAUACCAUAACUUUCUAUAUUAUUUGAUGCCAA